Molecule: messenger RNA, 5816 nt
Organism: Chelonoidis abingdonii (Abingdon island giant tortoise)
Lineage: Eukaryota; Metazoa; Chordata; Testudines; Testudinidae
Gene: ARNT2
Product: aryl hydrocarbon receptor nuclear translocator 2
Biological process (GO): regulation of DNA-templated transcription
Cellular component (GO): cytoplasm; transcription regulator complex; nucleus
Molecular function (GO): protein dimerization activity; DNA-binding transcription factor activity
Source: RefSeq, a predicted model, not a curated record
UCAGACAUCUUGGGCCGCUUUGCGCAGGGAGCCUGAGCGCCAAGGCAACAAGGAGCCGCCGCCCCCCUUCGUUCCUUCCCCAGAGUGCUGCGCUGCGCUGCGCGUCCGGCCCUUUGUGUGGCGGGCAGCCUCGGGGCUCGCUCCUCCUCCCCUGCCGGCUCGGGCUGCGCAGAGCACCCUCCCCCCCCACCCGCUUGCAUUCAUCCUAAUUCGCCCCCGAGACAAGAUGGCAACGCCGGCGGCUGUAAAUCCUCCCGAAAUGGCUUCAGAUAUUCCAGGAUCAGUGACAUUGCCGGUUGCACCUAUGGCAACAGGACAGAUGAGAAUGGCAGGAUCCAUGCCUGCUAGAGGAGGAAAGAGGCGUUCUGGAAUGGACUUUGAUGAUGAAGAUGGGGAAGGUCCCAGCAAAUUUUCAAGGGAGAAUCAUAGUGAAAUUGAAAGACGCAGGAGAAAUAAGAUGACACAGUAUAUCACCGAACUGUCGGACAUGGUGCCCACCUGCAGUGCAUUGGCCCGUAAACCCGACAAGCUGACAAUUCUGCGUAUGGCUGUUUCGCACAUGAAGUCUAUGAGGGGCACCGGAAAUAAAUCUACUGAUGGGGCAUAUAAGCCUUCUUUCCUAACGGAACAGGAACUGAAACAUCUUAUCCUUGAGGCUGCAGAUGGAUUCCUGUUUGUAGUUGCAGCUGAGACCGGGAGAGUCAUCUACGUAUCGGAUUCCGUUACUCCAGUGCUGAACCAGCCACAGUCGGAGUGGUUUGGCAGCACACUCUAUGAGCAGGUUCAUCCAGAUGAUGUGGAAAAGCUGAGAGAGCAACUGUGAACAUCUGAAAACUCUAUGACAGGGCGAAUUUUGGACUUGAAGACUGGAACAGUAAAGAAGGAAGGUCAGCAGUCCUCAAUGAGGAUGUGCAUGGGAUCAAGACGUUCCUUCAUUUGCAGAAUGAGGUGUGGAAAUGCCCCUUUGGAUCAUUUGCCGCUGAACAGAAUAACCACCAUGCGAAAAAGAUACAGGAAUGGCCUAGGCCCUGUAAAAGAAGGAGAAGCACAGUAUGCAGUAGUUCACUGCACUGGAUAUAUCAAGGCCUGGCCACCGGCAGGAAUGACUAUACCAGAAGAAGAUGCAGAAGUGGGACAAGGUAGCAAAUAUUGCCUUGUGGCAAUAGGGAGGCUUCAGGUAACUAGCUCACCUGUGUGCAUGGACAUGAAUGGAAUGUCUGUUCCUACCGAGUUCUUGUCUAGACACAACUCUGAUGGAAUAAUCACAUUUGUUGAUCCAAGAUGUAUCAGCGUGAUUGGCUACCAACCACAGGAUCUUCUGGGAAAAGACAUUUUAGAAUUCUGCCAUCCGGAAGAUCAGAGCCAUUUGAGAGAGAGUUUCCAACAGGUUGUUAAACUGAAAGGCCAAGUCCUAUCUGUGAUGUAUCGUUUUCGUACCAAAAACCGGGAGUGGAUGUUAAUCAGGACCAGCAGCUUCACUUUUCAGAAUCCUUAUUCUGAUGAGAUUGAAUACAUCAUUUGCACCAACACGAACGUUAAACAGCUUCAGCAACAGCAAGCCGAGCUUGAAGUACAUCAGAGAGAUGGGUUGUCCUCCUAUGACUUAUCUCAGGUACCUGUUCCAAAUAUACCAACUAAUGUUCAUGAGGGUGGAAAGUCAGUGGAGAAGCCAGACACUAUCUUCUCCCAGGAGCAGAAUCCUAGGUUUGCUGAGAUGUUUGCAGGAAUAACUGCUUCAGAUAAAAAAAUGAUGGCCUCUGCAUCCCCGGCAGGAAACCAACAGCUUUAUUCUCAGGGGAGCCCAUUCCAGCCAGGACAUUCAGGAAAGGCUUUCAGCUCAUCUGUGGUACAUGUGCCUGGUGUGAACGAUAUCCAGUCCUCUUCUUCAACAGGCCAAAAUUUGACACAGAUCUCUCGUCAAUUAAAUCAGAGUCAGGUUGCCUGGACAGGGAGUCGUCCACCAUUUCCAGGACAGCAAAUCCCAUCACAAUCUGGCAAGACUCAGUCAUCACCCUUUGGAAUUGGAACCAGUCAUACCUAUCCAGCUGAUCCAUCAUCGUACAGCCCUCUCUCUAGCCCAGCCACUUCUUCCCCAAGUGGAAAUGCCUACUCUAGCCUAGCAAACAGAGGUGCAGGGUUUGCUGAGAGUGGCCAAAGCAGUGGACAAUUCCAAGGGAGACCUUCGGAGGUCUGGUCCCAGUGGCAAAGCCAGCAUCAUAAUCAACAAAGCAGUGACCAACAUUCUCACCAGCAGCCCAGUCAGACUGAAGUCUUCCAAGACAUGCUGCCUAUGCCGGGCGAUCCGACACAGGGCACUGGCAAUUACAACAUUGAAGAUUUUGCUGAUUUGGGCAUGUUUCCACCAUUUUCUGAGUAAUUUACAACGCAGACAAACCCUGUGAAAUGAAGUUCAACAAAACCAUUUUGGUGUGGUUUUGGCUCUGCUUUUUCUGUAUUGCAUUACCGUAGAAUCUACUAACGAGACGUCUUGUUUCUCAUAUUUUGGAUAGUGAUAUUGGAGUUUGCUCUCUCUCCCUUCUGGUGUGUGAGUGCUAAUGAAGAAGUUACACCACUUGGUGGUGGUCAUUGACAGAUCCAUUUUGUAUUUUCUUGUCAUCCUACCUCAGAGAUGAAAAACUUUGAUUGUGAAAAAUCUCUGAGUCCUAAAUAUUUGAAUGUGAACAAUUCCUAAUGCUCUCUUUGAAUGGUAAAUUUAAAAUAGGUAAUGAAGUAACAAAGACUAACAGAGAAAAGGUAAGGUAACAUCCAGUUACAGGGUCUAUUGUUCAGUUUCAAUGCCUUCCUUUGAUCUUAAAUCUCUGAAAACAGACUCAGUAAUCUGAUUUCUUUGAUUCUUGAAAUUUUUAGGUCAGUUUGAAUGUGAGAUUAUACAGCAUAAUAUAGUCCUCUCUGACCAGAAGAUUCAGCACCUUUUUUCCCCUCUCUUAACCCAGUUAAACUUGAAUAUGUGUACAUUUUAGUACUGUAUGUGUAUCUUGUGCUGUAUGAUGUGAUUUCCUGUAUUGGUAGGGGUUGUUUUUUAUUGUUGUUGUUGUUGGGGUUUUUUAACAUAUAAAAUGGGUCCAUUCCAGAGUAUACCGAAAGGGAUGACAAUGUAUUGCAGAACUUAGAUAUUGUAGGAUUCUGCAUCGCUUUACUUAGAAAUAACACUAAUUGGUUAAUUCUGGUCAUUCUGAUUUAUGCCAUAUAUUUACUUAUGCAAGCUGUUGUUCUUUUUUUCACUGAAUUUAUUAAGUGAGACCUAUAUUUCUAUAAUUUUCUCACUACCUGGUUAUAUUUUAUUUUUUGCCUUCUAUUAUUGCAUCACCCAAAAGACCCUUUUAUAAAAUUACUGUACAAAACAUAUCAAGAAUACUGUUUCAGCGCCAGCAGCAUUUCCUGUUUGUGAACCCCUUUAUCUCUUGUGCAACAUUACAUUUUAACAGUUAAAAGAGGUGCUCUGUUACAACAGAGUCAUCUAGUCUCAUUUCCUGAGAGCAGUGAGCUAGUUUGUUUCAUGUGCCAAACAAUAUUGUUAAAACUAAUUUGUAAUAGGAACCAACCAGUCAAGCCACUGUCUGCCAAAAACACUGUGGCGUUAACCUGAAUUUUCACUUGCAUGCUAAACUGCUGAGCAUCCACCUACUUCUGUUAAACCCACUGUAUAAGGGUUUCAGUUCACUGGGCAUUUUGGAGACUCAGGUCAUCCAGAAGGGUGCAUGCUCUGAGUCUUUCUGCCUGGAAUAUCCAUCAGAAACUUCUAGAAUUUCUGUUCCUUUAUUUAUUUUAUCACUUCAGUUGAGUUACAGAGAUUUGAUCUAAAAUGAAGAUUUAAGGCCAAAUAGUCCCUGCUUGAGGGGAAAAAUCACACGUGGACAAGGGACUCACAAUUCACACUUGCUGAGCUUCUUUGAAAUUCUUUGUAGGUUGCAGCCCAGCCCCGUUGAAAAGUGGGGAGAGGGUCCAGCUGCCUAAACCUGUGGAUGUCCUGGGAUCCACACAAAUCUCUGGACACCUAAAAGAAGCCAAGGCCAUCCACCAAGAGGCCUGGUGGCUCCACACAUUGCCAGCCCACAUGCUGCCAUUGCCUGGCUACUUGAAGCUACCUCUAAAUUCAGAGGUGUCUUCCAGCAGGGAGGACUAUUGGCAUACACUGUGUCAGCAUUGUCUUAUGUGUGUCCUCAGAGGGGGUUCCUUGGGUGGAUGAUGCCGUGGAGAGCAGCCAUCUCCCUAACUCAUGGCAUGCUCUGGCCACGUGGGUCUCAUCCAGAGAGACUUCCACAGGCUGUCAGACGAAAGCUAGCAGGCCACAGAGACACUGCUCCCAACCCUAAUCAUGUGACUGGGGCUUUUCUCACCCUAGUCUUCUUUCUGGCACAUCACAUAGUGGGAUAAGUGAUCUUCAGUGUUCAGUGAGAGUCUUGCCUGCCGUUUGUCUCUUCGCUUCAUUCUCCAGGACCAGUCCCCAGCCCUGUGUGGAACUGGAGGGAUGCUUUCUGUAUGUGUCUUUUUUGCUUGUGUUUUUUAAUGAAAACUGAAUCUAGUUCAAAGAUAGAUAAAGAACUGCAGAGGCCCCAAAUCUCUUUACUGUACUUGUCUCAGCAGAGUCAUCCUGUUUUAUACAUGGGAAUCUCUUCUCCUUCCCCAGGGGAUGAGGGAAUACUCAGCUAGCUGAGGAAACCAUGCACUUAAACUCUAUUUAUUUCAAUACCUGGAUAUUGAUUCUCUUGAAGCUGCCCCAGCUGCCCUUCACUCCUAUCACACACACACUGCAUGGACAAAGAACUGAUCAGUGAGUUAGACCAGAAAAACUCUGCUCCCUGUAGUGAGCAGAUCCAUUGAAUUCACUGACCCCACUCCCAUAAAAGAUGCCUGUAUUCUACACAUGGCUGUGUGGGUGAGGUGAGACAUCUGUGCAGUAGGGAUUGAUAGUAAAAGGAGAAGUAGAUGAUCCUGAUUCUGUGAGGAUCCAACAAUGGGGGAAGAAGGGAGUGGCCCAGCAAUUUAUAGCUCUUUAUACAAUGCACUGGACAUGAUACAUUCAGUAUUUGUAAAAAAUUUUAAAUGAGGAUUUCUGUCAAGUGAAAAAUGGAUUGGAAAUUGGGGUUUCUAUGCUGCAGUCUACCUGACUGGUUGUUCUGCGUUUAUGUAUACUUUACUUGUUGUUCCUGAAUUCAGUCUAAAAUAAUGUGUUUAUGAAAACUGGCUUUUCCAGCCCAGAAAAGUUUCUCUACCUAUCACUGUCUUUUUAUACUGUUAACGUGUAGAAGUAGGCUUAUCAGUCAGUACUCGGUAGUUCUGAACAGUUCAAAGUUCUUCGCUAAAAGAUAUUCAAGCAUGUCUAUUUUUUUAAAACACAGUAUUACUAGUUUGAAGCCAGUGUGCCCAAGGCAUCAGUGCUAGGUCUGUUUCUUGUCGUCUUUCUCCCCAUCCUUGUGGCCACAAAAGGGAAUUACUGUAGUAAUACCUGUAAGGCCCCGUAACCCCAAGCCUGAGCCCAGAUGUACAGUACCUUCCCUCUCAACUUGUGUAUAGUUUAUUUUAAACAUUCACUUUAAUAAAAUUCUUAAAGACCAGUCUAAAAGAGUGCAAGGUUUUCACCCGCUUCACUUUGGGCCACAGUGUGCCCCUGUUCAGCCCAGGAUAGCGGAAUACAACGCUUUCUCCCUGUUUCUCCAUUCUCCCAAGCUCCCCUCCAGCUGAUCUCACCCACAGUAUCUUGACAUUGCUUUCCCUACGUUGCAAGGGAAGAUGUGGGUGAUCUUUUCUGAGGGUGCUGUUAGCUUCUUAAGGAGCAUUAUGCCGGCAAGAAGGAA